UCGAGAUCAACACAAGUUAACGGAAAAGCCGGCGCUCUCUUGAAGGAAGCAUCCAUCCUACAGAAGGAAACGGCGCGGUGUACGCAGAGCUAACAGAGUGACACUACAGUUUGGCGCAAACAUUUCAAACCACCGUGUGUUUGUGGCGUUAGUAGCAAGCCGGUGUGCAAGACAGUGCAAUCGUGGUUUUCCGCAUUUUAUAAAGGCAAUAUUUAGAAACCGGCACCAAGCGUUGAGGACGAUAUAUACUACGGAGUUUAAAGUUUCAUCCUACCAUCGGUGGUAGUCGUCACAGCGAUCGACUAAAGACACUGCUCGACUAAAGUGACAGUUUAAACAAUGGCACACAAAUUAGUGUCGUGUAGUGCCUGUGUGCUGGUGGUGCUGUUCGUGUUAAGUACAGUGAGCGUAUCAAGGCAGGCGUCGCUUUCACUACGGGUUUUGUCACGUGGUGAGCGAUCAGUUAUCAACCAAACGCACAGCAAUGGGACGUGCGAAGGCAAUACACCGUGUGGUUGGGCAGUUUACAUCCCGUCAACCAGAGUCAUCGAAAACUUCAUGAAAAAUACGUGCGAUUGCGAGAAUCAGCUGCAGUGCGUCCGAACGGAUGAUGAUGUCUCGAUCAGUGCGUACGUCUACCGCUGUCGGGAGCAUCCUCCGAAGGCAAAGUCAGUACCCGCGUCCUGAUCAGCUCGCCUGGACGCCAUCAUGCACUGGAAUUCCACCGUGGCAGCACGCCCCAGCUCUACGUCCGGAUCGCGGGCAAUCCUGUGAAACCGGUUGCGGGAGUGUGUGCAUACUAUGUAACUACUAAACACCGAAACCUCCAACCAUAUUACAAACUGAAAGGAAAGCACUAUAUAACAUUACCCGCCAGUAGCAGCGAAGUGAAUGCUCUCCAACGUAGCUAUGUAAGAACUUGAAUCCCAAUAUUUUAAUAACGACACGCGAAUGGAAAACUCAAUUCACCGUGCACCACCGAAUCGCUACGGUUGAUGGUAAAAUAUUUAAAAUUUAUUUAUAUUCGCUUACUUGUUUACUCGUUUUUAAAAUUCUACCUUCCAUUGUUGCGCAUCUGAUAUGGCUCCAUGUCCGCUUCUUCCGCAGCGCCUUUAUGUCAGCAGCUUUUUUUAUAUAAACAUGGUUUAAUUAUUUUACUGUAAGCUAGAUGUAACACCUAAAUAUGCUCAUUACACAUGCUACGCCGAAGGGAAACAUGAAGUGAAACCUGGUUCGGGCUCAUCUUCGCAUCAUUUGCUUUACAGGACGGCGUCAUAUUGACGCCAUCUGCUCACCCCAAAAACAGUGCACAUACAUACUACCCAGCCAAUACUAGGUACUAUCAAGCCCCAAAAACGUUCGUUCGAACGGUGUUUGCGAAGAGCAAAAACAAAUUUGUGUCAUGAGUAGUUAAUGGUGGUCCAUGGUUAUUACAAGGACGUUAAAUAAAUCGCUCCCUAUCUUUGGAAAAGACUUGACUGUACUGUACUGUAGAAUGGAUGAGCCGUACCGAUGCCAAACAAAAGACACGCAUUGUCCGAUCUGAUUUGUGUACUCAAAACCAAACACACUCAGCUAGUGCACGCUAGUGUACGAACGAUCCAGGUUUGCCACAGUGUAAGGAGUUUCAAAAGUCCGCACAAGAAACAAAAAGGAAACAUUCAUCAGCUCCACUCGCUUAGUUACGUAAGACAAUGUUAGCCGUUAACGUUAAUGAAAGGUUCUUCUAUGAGAAACAAAAUACAUAAUAGGAAUCUCCCGGAUCGUGCGCCCUUCCGGAGCAUGGAACACCUGUUUUUUUUUGUUUUUAAAAUUCACGCGUACUUAAAGACGAUGCAUCGGACAGUUGCUACAGUGCAAACUAAUUAACGAUAAGCAUUCAAUCGGGAAAGACACGCACGAAACGGUUUACCUAGCUGCUCCUACUACCGUACAACUCUACGCAACCGCACUUGGAUCACAUAGACACUUAGAACACAUACAAAAUAUGCCACAUUUCAUAUGCUUCAAGAAUUGUAACAGCUUUUACAGUCAGUAUUCAACACGUUUCCACUCAAAAGAGAGAACAAAUACAGUUGCUACUCCAUAUUAGUGUUUCCUAUAGGUAAGGGAUAUCCGAUUACCAGCUCAGUACGAUUAGAACAGGCGUUACUAGUAGGUCGACUAUUAGGAAAGAAUUUAAAAUGAUGAAAUAAACACCUAAUCAGAAGCAG
Molecule: messenger RNA, 2213 nt
Organism: Anopheles moucheti
Lineage: Eukaryota; Metazoa; Arthropoda; Insecta; Diptera; Culicidae
Exons: 3
Coding region: 340-687 (115 amino acids)
Source: RefSeq, a predicted model, not a curated record